AUGUCGUCCACCGUCGACGAGCUCACUCGCACUCUCGAGCGCUCGCUGGCGUUGGACGAUCGCGACGCCGUCACGAACAAGCCGUCGACGAGCAAGACGCUCACCGCUGCGCAACGAACGCGCGAACUGUGCGGUUGGACCCCGCGAGCCUUGGACCUCGACCUCGACAGGUGGCUCGAAGUGAGCGAGGACGAGUUCGCUCGAGCGCUCGAGCGCAUCGUCGCCGCGCGAGCGGAGACGCGGAGUAAGUCCACGCUGCGAUUGUGGUGGCGCGCGACUUUGGGAAUUCUGAGCGCGCGGCGCGCGCGUCUCGGCGCCGUAGCGUGCGCGUCCGAGCUGUGCGCGAUGCUGGUAGAAGACGUGGCGGAUUUAGCCACGUCUUAUGGUGAUGCGCCCGAUCGCGAGCGAUGGGGGGAAAUUACGGAGGAGUUGAGGUUUGUUAAUCUGGACGUGGCGACGCGGGCGGAGACGCUCUCGCUGGCGACGCGGGAGCUCUACGCGAACGCGCCCGAGGCGUUGGUUGCGAGUAUUGCGGAUGGACUAAGAAUGCGACAGAGUCAAUCUACGAGAGGGGAGGCGUAUUGGUUGGCGUUUGCGUUGUGCGCGGUGGAUCCCCUUGGUGACGCGUCGAUGAAUUUGACGCAAGUCUUGACAAAGUUCAAUCCAUCGAAGUGGGUGGCCACUCAUAGAAAGAGCGACUUCAGGCACUGUCUGUCGACGAUGCUGACCGUCGUGGCAUCUCGGUUUCUGUCGCGUGGUCCGCCGAAGAUGCUGGAUGUCGACGUUACGAACUCAGUCCUUGCUGACGUCUUAAGAUGGACGAAUGAAAACGAGAAAAAACACGCCCAUGUGGCGGUGCCACUUCGUGCUGUCCUCAUCGGACUAACGAUUUCGCAGGAAUCGGAGCCAUAUGCGGCGAAUGCGAUAACACCAUGGCGGUUAAUGCUUGAUGCGAGAAUCAAAUCUGGCAUCGAUAUAAAGAUGAAAAUUUCAACUUUAUUAACAGCAAUUCGAGGUGUUCUGCAGGGUGUGUCGUGUGAGAGAACGGAUGUCGUAGAAGUCGCCAUUCAGAGCUUGACGUUGUGUAUCAGGGCGAUCAAGCUAGGGUACGAUAUGGAUGAUACGAUGCUCCCGCUGGCCAUGGCUCAGUGCGUCACAGCCAUUCAACAAGCGAGCGCUGACAAUGGUGAGCGCGUGUUGCGAAUGCUCCGGGAUGAAAACGAUGAUUCGGUGCGUGCCGCCGUUUGCAUCGUGACAGCCAACGCCAUGGAAACAGUGGGUUUUGACGAUGCUCGUUCCGAUGGUGUUUUGUCUGCGUUCGCUGAUAUGACACUGCCAAAGCUCGUUGCGGAUUGGAUGCCAUCAUCGUCUGUCUCUGUGACUAAGGCGAUUCUCGUGUGCUUGAGGUUCACAAACGCGAGUCAAGUUUCCAUGAAAAAUGUUGAGUUUGCGUGCAACAUGAUGAGCAGCGAAUCGGUCUCGGUCCGGAACGCGGCUGAGUCCUUUUUGCUUCAUGUCAUACGAUCAAAGGCUGACAACAGAGAUGAUGUGCUCCAGGUGCUCGCAUCUACGCUUUUAAAUUUGAGAGAUGUUGCGCCAGCUGCGCGACUGUCGGCAGUAACCGCACUUCUUCACGUCUGCAAGACGUGGAAUGCAUGCCUGCGAAGCAAGGGCAAAGAUGAGCCUCAGUGCAAUUGGGAGCGAGCAGAAGCCGCGUCAUUGCUCUUAGUUUGCGAUGCUGAUUUCUCUGUGCGAUGCAGAGCGAUCGAAGCACUGGAAGAAAUAUCCAAGCUAGCAAGUUAUCAACGUGGCAAAACCAUGUACGACCUGGUGCAGAGAUUUUUGGACGUCGAAGAUGUAUCGAUAUUCAUUCGAGAGGUCAGUAUUCAGGCUGCGCUUGAGGGUGCCACGUCGUACACAACGGCGCACGCUCAAGCGUACCAGCGCAUUCAGUCCAUGAUGGUCACAGAAGGAGAUGGAAAGCUCCUAGUAGUGCCAGUCAACCCGACCGAGUACAAGUACAACCUUUGGCAGAACUAUAUGUUAUUCGUUUGCUCUGGUGAUGUGGCGCAUGGUGCCACUAGUACUGAUAUUCGCCAAGUUGUGACUGUUGGUCAUCGCGGUUCACUUCCAGCCUUAUUACAAACGGUGAUUCCACGAUUAGGAUACUCGAACGGUGAAGUCGACGCUAUCAUGCGAUUAUUCCAAAUUGUACCCGAGCAAUCAAAGACGAUCAUUUUGAGCGCUCUGUUGCCGUUGCAAGACGGCUUGAGGUCUUCUCUCAUGAAAAGGAACAAACGCGAAGAUUUGAGCAUGCUGAUAGGAUUCGGUCAAGUGUAUCAAGGUUAUGCCGUCGAUGGCGUUUUCGCUUCCAGCAAGGACUCGGCGGCGAGCUUGGAUGCGGCCAUCAAUUUUGUCUUGAUGGUUUGCUCAUAUCUGAAGACGGCGAAAAGUGAAUGCUCAUCCAUCGAAAUAAAUCAGCUCAAAUUCGCAGCGGCAGCGAUAAUUGGCGGCGUCCUCACCGAUGUGCAGAAAGUAAAAAGUCUUCCCGUGGAGACUCAGAGGAAUUUAUGGGACGAAUUUUACGUCUGGCAAGAGCAGAUGGCGACUUACGGUGAUACGGGCGACAUGACUUCCCGUGCCUACGUGCACUGUCUCAUAGGAGAGCUCGCGCACGAUUACACGAAAAAUCCGACAGAUAGCGACGUUGUUCACGCGGCACGCGAGGCGUUAGCGUCGUUGAGUGUCAGUGAGCAGUUCGCGCGAGAGACGCCAAAGCAAGUGUUUGCUUGGGCAAACAAGCUCAUCUUGGAGUCGAAUGGUCCUGGUCUAGAACUUCCUCAUCGAGUGAUCUUGAAUCUCCUGCGCUCGAAUCCUUCGUCGUUUCGGACGACAUUGGACUUGUGUUAUUCAUCGCUCGAAAAAGUGUCGAAAAUGCAUCUCCUCGUCCUGUCGGAACUGAGCGAGGAUACUCUGCGCGCUCUACCGAUUGCUCACCUCAUCGCGUUAGUUCUGCACAAAAUUGUGGAUGAUGACGCCGAUGUCCGAUCAGCGACGGAAGUUUUACUCCAUUUCAUCAAACAACGCUCCGGUUUAGCUCAGCGUACGGAUUCGACGCCUAUUCGAGACGAAAAGCUCCUUAUCGACGAGCUCAAAGAUCUCUUGAAGAUGGUCCCUCAACACGAAGAUGGAAUUCUUCUCGAAUUUUGGAAGAGAGAGCUCAACGAGACGCGAGCAAGAUCUGAGGCACAAAGGACACAAACUUACGAGUCUCUGAUCCCUUGGAUUUCGGCUCUGCACCUGCCCCAUCUCGUAGCUGCCGAAAAAUCUGAUGAACUUUUGACAACUUUAUUUCAAGUGACGCUGCAGGUGAGAAAACGUCAAUCCAAACAAGUCGGAAAGCUGUGGAUAGCCAUGGGUGCUCAGCCGCGAAACGUCGCGCCGGCUUUAAAAUUCUUACAAGAACAAGUGCCGGCGAUGGCGUCGACGAGUGAUCACGGAGAAAUUUGGCAAACCGCGAAAGUCGUAAGCGGUUGGCUCGCUCAAACUUCACCGCAGCAAGCAGUUGAUCAGUUGGUUUACACCAUCUCGUUCCGAGCCUUGGAGUCAGAUGAAGGAGAAUCCUCAAAACAAGCGCCAUCGAGAGAGUCGGCGACGCAGCCAUCAUCAAAGAUCUCUCCCGCGGAUGUCGGAAUUAUUCUUCUCUCCGAGCUCGCGGCGGUUCACAAAGAGGAUUUUCGUUUCCAUUUGCCCGUGCUCGCGCAUACGGUAGUGGUGACGCUCAUAGUGACCACCGAAGCGAUGGUUCGAGAGCACUGCGGAGAACUUCUCUGUAAUUUGGCUAUGGGUCUGACCGCCGAUAAGCGCGCAUUGAACGGUAAGAAUCCUGUGUUUCGCUUGGCAAGGUUGUUUGCCGACGAUGUCUUCCAACCUUGGAAGUUGAGCAAAAUUAGAUUCCUGAUUCGCCUGUUGCCGCUCGCAAUCGAUCUGGAUGAAAAUUUGCCGCAAAGAUGGGCGAACGAAGCCAGACGGUGGCUGUUACGCUCACCGUCGUUUUCGCUCGCGUGCGCGUCGGCGAUGACGCUGAUAUCCCUCAACGUGCCCAUGGAUGAGGAUGCCUUCUCGGCGCUCCUCUCCGCCACAUGCGUAUGCGCGUCGAUUUCGGAAGGAGGUAACGAUAAGAAAAAUAAAAUGGCGCGCGAGCUCGCGCAACAUUUGCUGAAAACGCUCGCGGCAUCGCUUUGCGAUAUGAUGUCGGACGAAGUGAUGAUGUAUACGCAAUUGUUCUGGUGCGGGGCGAUGUGCUUGAGGACGCAAAACGUCGAGCUAUAUUCGUGUGCGAUUGAUCUCGCGUAUACUUUUCUGUACAAGUGUAGCCCGCUCGAUGAACUGACGUUCGAUGUCAUCACAUCGUGUGCGCCGUUACCCCGCGGCGCGCACUACCCGGAGAUCCCUCUGGUUGAAACUUUGGACGAGUUGCUUGAGAUUGUCCCGGAGAAACUCCCAAGUGCGGAGAUUUCGUGGAGCCGCCUUGUCUUGCUCGUCAUGAAGGGCUUAUUCCAAUCACAGACAUUCGUGCGAUCCGUGCGCGUACUAGUGAUGUUGGUUCCGCACUUGACCGAUCACGAGCGAUGGAACGACGUGCAUAUGAGUCUACUGAUAUCUUAUGCGACAAUCCCGCUCGUACUGGCGGCAGCGGAUGAAUCAGUCCACACUGCUAUUGGCGUCUCUGAAGCUAGAACCAUCGCGUGCAGAUUAGCGCAGGGGUUGCGAGCGGUCGAUGGAGAUCUCGCCAAUGCGUUGGCAACGUUUUCGGCGAACACGCGUGCGUCAGCGGGAGAUCCCUUCGGCACUGCAGGAACGCUCGAGAGAGCUUUCGCCGAGGCGCUUGCGCGUCCUCCAAGCGGAGUGCCUGUACACUUGCCAGUGCAUUGCUUGCGAGAAUUUUCGCUCUGCGCCGACGCGGCGACGGCGGAUAAAACGUUGAAAAUUUUAUCCAAUAUCCCGAAAUCGUCGUCCAAGUCGUUCAAAAGGGACUUAUCGACGAUGUGGUCGGGGCGCUCCGCGUCUGGUACCGUCGCCGAUGCGAUGUACGGAGUCUUACUCAGCGCUCGAUUGGACACGGACAGUAAGGGCGCCGCGCCGGCGUGCUUGGACUAUUGA
Ostreococcus tauri is the source of this 5163-nucleotide messenger RNA. RefSeq names its product Armadillo-type fold. Bases 1 to 5163 code for a protein of 1720 amino acids. The transcript has a single exon. NCBI's taxonomy places the organism in Eukaryota, Viridiplantae, Chlorophyta, Mamiellophyceae, Mamiellales, Bathycoccaceae. The record is from RefSeq and is a predicted model, not a curated record. Gene Ontology annotation, cellular component: site of polarized growth; cell cortex. Gene Ontology annotation, biological process: cell morphogenesis.